GCGACCCCGGGGCGCCCCCACUGUGCCGUAGCCGGGGCGGGGCGUGCGCGUCAACCGGGGCUAGAAAAGGCGGCCGGGUCGGGACUUUGAGAGGUGACAGCAGCACUUGGACGCGAAGUCUGGCCCGACGCCGCCAUGAGCGCCGCGCUCUUCAGCCUGGACGGCCCGGCGCGCGGCGCGCCCUGGCCUGCGGAAUCCGCGCCCUUCUAUGAGCCAGGCCGGGCCGGCAAGCCAGGACGUGGGGCCGAGCCAGGGAGCCUGGGGGAGCCGGGCGCCCCGGCCCCAGCCAUGUACGACGACGAGAGCGCCAUCGACUUCAGUGCCUACAUCGACUCCAUGGCCGCCGUGCCCACCUUGGAGCUGUGCCACGACGAGCUCUUCGCGGACCUCUUCAACAGCAACCAUAAGGCGGGAGGUGCUGGCGGCGCGGGCGGCCUGGAGCUGCUGCCCGGCGGCCCCGCGCGGCCUCCCGGCCCAGGCCCCACUGUCCCGCGCCCACUCAAGCGGGAACCUGACUGGGGCGACAGCGACGCGCCGGGUUCGUUGCUGCCUGCGCAGGUGGCCGCGUGCGCGCAGACGGUAGUAAGCCUGGCGACUGCCACGCAACCCACACCGCCCACGUCUCCGGAGCCACUGCGAGGCAGCCCGGGUCCGAGCCCUGCUCCGGGCCCUGCCCGUGAGAAAGGCUCCGGCAAGAGGGGCCCUGACCGCGGCAGCCCAGAGUACCGGCAGCGACGUGAGCGCAACAACAUCGCGGUGCGCAAGAGCCGAGACAAGGCCAAGCGGCGCAACCAGGAGAUGCAGCAGAAGCUGGUGGAGUUGUCGGCGGAGAACGAGAAACUGCACCAGCGCGUGGAGCAGCUCACUCGGGACCUGGCUGGCCUCCGGCAGUUCUUCAAACAGCUGCCCAGCCCGCCCUUCCUGCCGCCCGCCGGGGCCGCCGACUGCCGGUAACGCGCGGCCCGGGCCGGGAGAGACUCACCAACGAUCGAUACCUCAGACCCGACGGGCCCGGGAGCCGCAAGAGUCGCCCGGCGCCUGCUGCAGUUUCUUUGGGACAUGUGAGUGAAAGGAAGCUACAGCCUGGACUUACAUUAUUCACUGAACUGCGAGAGAAGCUAUACGUGUUUAUUUUCCCUUAAAUUAUUUUUAUAAUGGUAGCUUUUUCUACAUCUUACUCCUAUUGAAGCAGCUAAGGUACAUUUGUAUAAAAAAAACUUUUCAAACAAAACCUUUGUAUUGUAGAUAAGAGGAAGACUGAGCAUGAUCACUUUUUAUAUAUUAAUUUUUACAGCAUUUGUAAGAAUAAAGAAGCAUUUAAAAUCGC
Messenger RNA from Sciurus carolinensis (gray squirrel), 1327 nucleotides. RefSeq names its product CCAAT enhancer binding protein delta (gene Cebpd). The transcript has a single exon. The record is from RefSeq and is a predicted model, not a curated record. Gene Ontology annotation, molecular function: DNA-binding transcription factor activity, RNA polymerase II-specific; RNA polymerase II cis-regulatory region sequence-specific DNA binding. Bases 136 to 954 code for a protein of 272 amino acids. Gene Ontology annotation, biological process: regulation of cell differentiation; DNA-templated transcription; regulation of transcription by RNA polymerase II. Lineage: Eukaryota; Metazoa; Chordata; Mammalia; Rodentia; Sciuridae.